GGAGAAGCGUCAGUAUUCUACAAUUUCUCGCCAGUGUAACGUCGCGUAAUUUACCUCUCACGAACUCUUGCAUAAUUCGAUACACAAUGGAGGCCUGGGCAAUGAUAUUGGCCUUCGUAGCAGUGAUUCUCAGUAUUUAUUACUACGUAGUAAAGGACAUGAAUUAUUUCAAAAAAAUUGAUCUACCAUAUUUGGAACCAUGGCCGAUAUUGGGCAACAUGGGUUCAGCAUUCUUACGUCGAAAAACAAUUACUGAUAUAAUCGUCGAUACUUAUAAUGUAAAUCCAAAGGCCAAAUACGUUGGUUUCUUCGAUUUGAAUAAUCCGGUUUUGGUGAUUCGUGAUCCUGAAUUAAUCAAAAUAAUCGCUGUGAAGAAAUUUGACAAUUUCCCGGAUCACCGAUCUUUCGUCGACGACGUACAGGAUCCACUUUUCGGAAAGGCUCUAUUUUCGUUAAGAGGAGACCGAUGGAGAGAAACCAGAACGAUGUUGAGUCCAGCAUUUACUUUGAGCAAGCUAAAGGGUAUGUUCCAAUUGAUGAACGAAUGCGGAGCAAAUUUUACGGAUUAUCUAUCGAAAAUGCCAAAGGAUAAGAAAACUAUAGAGAUGAAGGACGUCUUCACGAGAUAUACCAACGACGUAAUAGCCACUUGUGCCUUUGGUAUAACUAUAAAUUCGAUGAAAGAUCGAGAAAAUGAAUUUUACGUUCUUGGAAAAAAGGCAACUAACUUCGACGGUAUUAAAACAUUGAAAUUCCUCAUGAUACGUUUUUUCCCAACGAUAACGAGGCUAUUCAAGAUCAAUAUCAUAUCCGACAAUGUUGUUAAUUUCUUUAAGAACGUUGUCGAGGAGGUUAUCAACAUUCGAGAUCGAGAUAAGAUCGUACGGUCGGAUAUGAUACAAUUGAUGAUGGAAGCUAGGGACAAGAGAGCCGAAAUGGGACAAGAAUUACCUAUGAUGGAUAUAGUAGCUCAGGCGUUCAUAUUUUUCUUUGGUGGUUUCGAUAGCGUUUCCACGGCCAUGUGUUUCACCUGUCACGAAAUUGGUGUCAAUCCGGAUAUACAAAAAAGAUUGCAGCGAGAGAUCGACGAGGCCAUUGAAAAGACCAAUGGAAAUCCAACUUACGAAGUUAUCAACAGCAUGGAAUAUUUAGACGCAGUGAUAAGUGAAUCUCUACGAAGAUAUCCGGUCGUUGUUUUCCUCGACAGACUCUGCGCUGAGAGUUACGAGUUACCUCCAAGUUUACCAGGUGGCAAACCCUUCCUCCUGAAAAAAGACAUGAGUAUAUGGUUUCCAAUUUAUGGACUCCAUCACGAUCCGAAAUAUUUCGAGGAUCCGUACAAAUUUGAUCCCGAAAGAUUUAUAAAAAACGGAAAGGAGAUCAACAAUUCCGGUGUUUAUUUGCCCUUUGGAUUGGGACCUAGAAUGUGCAUUGGUAAUAGAUUCGCUCUACUCGAGAUGAAAGUUUUGAUAUUCCAUUUGUUAGGAAGAUGUAAUCUGAAGCCUUCUUCCAAAACUCAGAAUCCAUUGCAAUUAUCCAAAAAAGGAAUGCCUAUGACUGCCGAAAAUGGUUUUUGGAUGGAUUUAAUGGAUAGAGAAGAUGUUCAUCCUACUCUUAAAAAUUUUGUGCCUAAUAGCAUUGCACGUGAUGAUAUUAACGCUGACGCAUCCACCAAUGGUAUUAAUAAUGGUCAUGCCGUUAAAGCUUUAAUCAAGCACACGAUGGAGGCUUGGGCAAUGAUCUUGGCCUUGGUAGCAGUGAUACUCAGCAUUUAUUACUACGUCUUUAAGGACUUGAGUUACUUCAAAAAAAGUGGUAUACCGUAUUUAGAACCAUGGCCAAUUGUGGGCAACAUGGGUCCAGUAAUUUUACGUCUGAAAUCGCUGGUUAAUAUAAUUACAGAUAUUUACAAUUUAAAUCCGGAAGCCAAAUACGUAGGCUUCUUCGAUAUGGGUAAACCAGUCUUCUUUAUUCGCGAUCCAGAAUUAAUCAAAAUGAUCGCGGUUAAGAGUUUCGAUAAUUUUCCGGAUCACAGAGGUAUCGUUGACGAGGUACAAGAGCCACUUUUCGGAAAGAAUUUAUUUUCCUUGAAAGGCGAUCGAUGGAGAGAAACUAGAACGAUGUUGAGUCCGGCGUUUACUUUGAGCAAGCUAAAGGGUAUGUUCCAAUUGAUGAACGAAUGCGGAGCAAAUUUUACGGAUUAUCUAUCGAAAAUGCCGAAGGAUAAGAAAACUAUAGAGAUGAAGGACGUCUUCACGAGAUAUACCAACGACGUAAUAGCCACUUGUGCAUUUGGCAUCAGUAUUAAUUCUAUGAGAGAUCGGAACAACGAUUUCUACGUUCUCGGAAGAAAAGCAACCAAUUUCGAAGGUAUUCAAUUUCUGAAAUUCUUCCUUAUUCGUUCUUUCCCAAAUAUUGUAAAAUUCUUCAACGUCAAGCUCAUAUCCGGUAAUAUCGACAAUUUCUUCACGAACGUUGUCAAGGAAGUAAUCGACACUAGAGAUCAAAACAAGAUCGUACGAUCAGACAUGAUACAAUUGAUGAUGGAAGCUAGAGACAAGAGAGCCGAAAUGGGACAAGAAUUACCUCUGAUAGACAUAGUAGCUCAAGCGUUUAUAUUUUUCUUUGGUGGCUUUGACACCGUCUCCAGGGCCAUGUGCUUCGCCUGUCACGAAAUUGGUAUUAAUCUGGAUAUGCAAAAGAGAUUGCAGCAAGAGAUCGACGAGGUCAUUGAAAAGACCAAUGGAAAUCUAACUUAUGAUAUUAUCAACACCAUGCAAUAUUUAGACGCCGUGAUACAAGAAUCCCUACGGAAAUAUCCGAUCGUUGUCUUUCUUGAUAGAGUGUGCAUCGAGGAUUUCGAAUUGCCAGCAAGUUUACCUGGAAGGAAACCUUUGUUAUUAAGAAAAGGAACAAAUGUUUGGUUCCCAGUUAGUGCACUCCAUUUAGACCCCAAGUAUUUCGAGGAUCCGUACAAAUUCGAUCCAGAAAGAUUUAUAAAAAAUGGAAAGGAGAUUAACAAUUCCGGUGUCUUCUUGCCCUUUGGAUUGGGACCUAGAAUGUGCAUUGGUAAUAGAUUCGCUUUACUGGAAAUGAAAGUUUUGAUAUUUAAUUUAUUGGCUAGAUGUAAUCUUAAGCCAUCCAUCAAAACCGAAAAUCCAAUUCGAUUAUCCAAGAGUGGAAUCAACUUGUCGGCUGAAAAAGGUUUUUGGAUGGAUUUAGAAGAAAGAAGCGAUGUUCAUCCUGCUCUUAAAAAUAUUGUCUGUAAUAAUAAUUCUGAUACUAUUAAACUAGGUAGUCAUUAAUGGAGUUACUAUUGAUCGUACAGUUAAAACUUAAGA
Molecule: messenger RNA, 3341 nt
Organism: Vespula vulgaris
Lineage: Eukaryota; Metazoa; Arthropoda; Insecta; Hymenoptera; Vespidae
Exons: 2
Coding region: 87-3305 (1072 amino acids)
Molecular function (GO): monooxygenase activity; oxidoreductase activity, acting on paired donors, with incorporation or reduction of molecular oxygen; heme binding
Source: RefSeq, a predicted model, not a curated record